This is a messenger RNA of Podarcis raffonei (Aeolian wall lizard), 2265 nucleotides long. RefSeq names its product Yip1 domain family member 1 (gene YIPF1). Gene Ontology annotation, biological process: vesicle-mediated transport. The coding region runs from base 315 to 1238 and encodes 307 amino acids. Gene Ontology annotation, molecular function: small GTPase binding. Gene Ontology annotation, cellular component: membrane; Golgi apparatus. The record is from RefSeq and is a predicted model, not a curated record. Lineage: Eukaryota; Metazoa; Chordata; Lepidosauria; Squamata; Lacertidae. The transcript has 10 exons.
CUGCGGCCUGGCCCAAGGGGAGGCUUCACACGUUAGGGGGAAAGAGAGAGACCCGUGUCUGCGCGGGUGGAACACCACCCCCUUGCCGGCUCCCUGGCGCGCAGACCCCACGUUCGAAUGAUGCAGCCGGGGGCUUAUUCAUUGCGCCCAAAUAGGACCGCAGGGAAGGGAAGCGAUGGCUGCUGCCCCUCUCUUCCCGCCAUAAGAGGCAUCUCUUAAUGCUGCUGGGUCCCUCCUUCGUGUCCUUUAACCGCCUUAGCAGUGCCAAGGCUAUUAUUCACUUCUGAGCACUUCGUUGAGACAUUGGUGCAUGAAUGGCAACUGUGGAUGACCUAAAGUUUCAUGAAUUUGAUGAUGCAGCCAAUUUGUUGGCAGCAAAUCCGGAUGCUGUCACAAUAAGCAUUGAUGAACCAGCUGAGAAACCAAAAACGAAGCACGGACAUCUGCAAGAUUCUGGGAGAGAGGAGGAUGAUGAGCUAUUGGGGACAGAUGAUUCUGAUAAGACUGAGUUGCUUGCUGGACAGAAGAAAAGUGCCCCAUUCUGGACAUUUGAGUAUUACCAAACAUUUUUUGAUGUCGAUACAUACCAGGUCCUCGACAGAAUCAAAGGUUCUGUUUUUCCAGUACCAGGGAAAAACUUUGUAAGACUGUAUAUUCGAAGUAAUCCAGAUCUUUAUGGUCCCUUUUGGAUAUGUGCCACAUUAGUCUUUGCCAUUGCUAUCAGUGGCAACCUUUCAAAGUUUUUCAUCCAUCUGGGCAAACCUGAUUUCCAUUAUGUGCCUGAAUUCCGAAAAGUGUCCAUAGCUGCUACAGCCAUCUAUGCAUAUGCUUGGCUAGUUCCUCUAGCUCUCUGGGGAUUUCUUAUGUGGAGAAACAGUAAAGUUGUGAACAUUGUAUCCUACUCAUUUCUUGAGAUUGUGUGCGUUUAUGGCUAUUCACUUUUCAUUUAUAUUCCAACAGCGAUAUUGUGGAUUAUUCCGCAGAAAGCUCUCAGAUGGGUUUUGGUGGUAUUUGCUUUGUGCCUUUCAGGAUCUGUCUUAGUGAUGACAUUUUGGCCUGCUGUUAGAGAUGACAACCGAAGGAUUGCCGUGGCUACAAUUGUGACUGUGGUCCUUCUCAAUGCCUUGCUUGCUGUUGGUUGCUUGGCAUACUUUUUUGAUGCCCCUGAACUGGAUGUUGUUAUGCCAACUACUGCACUUCCACAAAAUGUAACAAUAAGAGCAAUAAAGGAACAGUAACAAAGAUAUAUAUUUCUUCAUCUGUGGGAUAUUGCUUUAUUGGGGCUUUCCCAUAUUGAAAAAAAGAAAACCCAAAAGAUCUGAAAAGAAGCAUCAGCGAAAGCCAAAAGUUCUUAAUGACACAUCAGCAGAACCAUCUAAAUUCAUAGUACCUCACCCUUGAAUGAUCAACUAGUAAUGGACUUAGCUGAAAUUCUGCUCUGUUGAAGCAAAAGAUUUAAAAAAGGUUUCAGUUCAGUGGAAUCAAUUUCACCUGGAGAUUUGAAUCCUAAAAAUUUCAGCGGUAGAUUUAAACCCUAAUAAUUUAUUGUUUUUUUAUUUUCUGUAUAAUUCUUGUUUUGUCAUCAAAUAAAAAUGACUCAAAAUGCCACCAUUUCUAAAUAUUUCUUCCCAAAAGCCUGUAUAUUUUGCUGUAUUUAUAAUACAUCAUCAGCAUCCACAGGAUUUUUGGGGGAGGAUGGGAGCAUAUGCAUACAAACAUAGUUAUAGCUGACUAAGUUUUGCUCAGAAAAGACCAAUUUAAAUUAGUGGACCCAAGUUAGUCAUGUUCAUUCAUUUCAGAACGUCUAAGUGGGACUAACAUUGGAUACAAACCAUAAUAUUUUUAUGAGUUUGUGGAUCCCAGCCCUCUAUAAUCCCUGGACCCAGCAGGUGUUAGAUUUAAUCAAGGCUUGUGUGUUAAGCUGAGUGCUAGACACUUCUGAUUCCUGGAUGCAGCAAGUGUCAAAAGCUAAUUAAGCAGUCCUGGGCGAUGAGCCAUUAAGAGGACCAGGGAUCAAAGUGCUUGUUGUGCUAGAUUGGCAAAAGGUGGGCCUUCCCUCCUUCAACAGAUAAAGCCAGUUUAGAGGAGUUAGGAAGGCUGUAAGCUGGAGAGACAGCGAGGUGGGUGGGAGAGCAAUGUUUGAUGUCUGUCUGAAUCCAAGGCUGUGACUAUGAGAGAAGACCCUUUUGGGGGUUCUGCUGUGAGCCCCUCCAUCGUAGGCUCAGGUUGUAUAUAUGUGUAAAUAAACCAUAUAUCAUAAAGACA